AUGGCCCGUCUGCUGCUGCUCUCUAGUUUGGAGGCGCGAAGCCAAUUUUUCUUUGAGUCUUCAGAUUUCAUUCAUAUGUCCUACCCGGCGGAUGGUCUUGACAACUCUGAUAAGCGAAAGAACAUGUCUACCCCCUAA
Colletotrichum paranaense is the source of this 138-nucleotide messenger RNA. RefSeq lists its product as uncharacterized. Bases 1 to 138 code for a protein of 45 amino acids. The transcript has a single exon. The record is from RefSeq and is a predicted model, not a curated record. NCBI's taxonomy places the organism in Eukaryota, Fungi, Ascomycota, Sordariomycetes, Glomerellales, Glomerellaceae.